AAAAAAAAAGAAAAACCGUAAAGCUUGUGAGAAUUACAGCCUAAGGGCAGCCUGCAGGGAAGACUGAGGACCUGAGAAAGCAGAAGCUUUGUUCCAAGGGAGACUCCUUUCUCAGCACUAGCUGGUGAUGGACUACUCGGCAGCCCCCCGGGGCCGGUUCGGCAUCCCCUGCUGCCCUGUGAACCUCAAACGCCUUCUCAUCCUGGUCGUGGUGAUAGUCCUUGUGGUCGUGGUGAUUGUAGGGGCCCUGCUAAUGGGUCUUCACAUGAGCCAGAAACACACUGAGAUGGUCCUAGAGAUGAGCAUUGGGGGGCCAGAAUCCCAGAAAAACCUGGCCCUUCGGGAGCGUGUGGGCACCACUGCCACCUUCUCCAUUGGCUCCACUGGCAUCGUAGUGUACGACUACCGGCGGCUCCUGAUUGCCUAUAAGCCAGCCCCAGGAACCUGUUGCUACAUCAUGAAGAUGGCUCCGGAGACCAUCCCAAGUCUUGAGGCUCUCACUAGAAAGUUCCAGAACUUCCAGAUCAAGCCUGCCGUGUCUACCUCUAAACUGGGCCAGGAGGAGGGCCAUGAUGUUGGCUUAGCAUCCCCUGGGGACCUGGACUUCCUGGGCACCACAGUGAGCACCCUGUGUGGCGAAGUGCCCCUCUACUACAUCUAGGACCCCUCAGGGCCUGUCGAAGCCCCAAGUGAAGAGGAAAGAUCCACCCGCUAAGGGUCUUUGCAGAGAGGCAGGAAGCUGCUCUACCCACACCACAGGGACUGGAGCUGGAGAAAUGGGAGCUGUGGGGAGAGGAGGGAGCGGGCAGA
Messenger RNA from Ailuropoda melanoleuca (giant panda), 810 nucleotides. It is a transcript of the gene SFTPC, whose product is annotated as surfactant protein C. Gene Ontology annotation, cellular component: extracellular region; alveolar lamellar body. NCBI's taxonomy places the organism in Eukaryota, Metazoa, Chordata, Mammalia, Carnivora, Ursidae. The coding region runs from base 128 to 661 and encodes 177 amino acids. Gene Ontology annotation, biological process: respiratory gaseous exchange by respiratory system. The transcript is spliced from 6 exons. The record is from RefSeq and is a predicted model, not a curated record.